This is a messenger RNA of Spirometra erinaceieuropaei, 13390 nucleotides long. NCBI's taxonomy places the organism in Eukaryota, Metazoa, Platyhelminthes, Cestoda, Diphyllobothriidea, Diphyllobothriidae. The record is from the annotation of a GenBank genome assembly.
AUGGCGUACCAGACGGAACCUCGUCCCGACGAUGCCGACGCGAAGAUCCACCCGGCCAACGAAUUCGACCCUACCGUGCACGGUGAUGCACGCACGAAUGCCCUAGCCUGGUUUAGACCGCCGGUCGAGGUGGUAAACAUGGCGUGGCCACUAGGUAUAGCCUAGCUUCGGGAAACCGCGUGUGAGAGUUAGAUGUCAGUAAAUGGACGCUAGGCGUUGUCUACACCUGCAAGCAAGUGAGCUACCUACCACGUCUGUCACGUGAACGUACCGCUGGACACCCCUUAACCCCUAUAGGACAAUAGAGGCUAUCAAUUAGGCAUUGAUUGUCGAAGUUUGCCAACUCUCUUACUUUCUCUACGGUAGAUUUCCCUUGUUAUCUCCUUCCUAGACAAGAUGGCUCAGGUUCUGCAAAUCAUGAGAGCGUCGCCAGUAUUAAAGAAUUGCGAUUAGUAAAUACAAUCCUUUACAGUGUACGAGUCUGUAUCCGAAAUCACUACCUUUCAGACAUAAGCAGCAGUCGCCGGGAACAGAUACCUUAAUCGAAAUAUUGCACUUAUGCCAUAUUAGUUUCUCAGUUUUGCUACCAGUUACUUCAGUGGCCCUGCGAAAUUGUCCAAUAGUAACCGCUGAAUCACUCCAUCUACAGUUUGGUCUAAAGGGUCAGCAGAUGGCGUUCUUACUGCUAGUAUUGGAGUACUCACGUAUAAGCAAAUGCUUCAGGUACUCGGUAUUAACAAAAGGGAUUCCAGAAUUUGUCAUAUCUCGGGAAGGACGCGAAGGCAAGCAGGCACCUGCAAUAUCUCCCAUUAUAAAGCUGCCACUCAGGGGUGGAGCAGAGACUGUAGGUUGCCGUCUUUAGCUGACCUUUUUCGGGGAAUUUUAAUGUAGACUGAUUAAUAAUAUUGCAAGUUUUGGCGGUACACAGAGCACGACUACAUCCCCUUUGCAGAUCACCUAGUGGAAACUAUCGUACGCACCUAUCGUUAUUUGUUUUAAGGGACUGGCGUGUACUGGGACGCCCUUUGAAGUCCCAGCUUUCGGUCUCAUUGUUUAGCCUUAAACACUUCCCCCAUGAAACGAGAUUAACGGUCGGAAUUCAACUUGUAGCGCAGUCCAUCCCCGCCCUCAUAAAGCAAAUAACUGAACGUGGUUUGUGCACACGAAGUUUCUGCGCAGUGGCCUGCGCUAGGAACCUAACUACGCUGUCUGUUCUGUAAAAGCUUACAUAAGUGUUAAUCAACUGCACUACAAAACAAGAUGGACGAUCCCUUAGACUGGCCCAUGAUCCUAUUCACCCUAAUGUGGUUCAACUCUUAGGACGGAUAUAUGUUCUCUACAUAAAUUCUGAUGGACACACCAAUUUGUCAAAGUUACUCCCGUGAUUUAACCUGAUUAUUUCGAUGAUUCCAAACAAAAUUGCUAUUUUUAAGUUGCGGUCUUGAAUAACGAGUAGAAUCGCUUGUUUAUAUGGCGCACCGAGGUCUCGCGAUGCUGGCUUGCCAGCGCUUUAAUGUCGCUCGGCCUUGAGCUUGAGGUCGUUGGUUUAUAGCCUUUUGCGCCAUUGUUAUGAAGAUAUACCUAUAAUGUCCCGUUUUGGAAAUAGGUACUAUAGAGAUGCAGAAAGUCUAAAUUACAACCUGUCAUUUGCUGGUUGUGGCUUCCUUGGGAUAUAUCAUGCUGGCGUAAUAAGCUGUGUGCGGCGGUUCGCCCCGCAUUUAUAUGUAAACAGGCCCAUAUCUGGUGCUAGUGCCGGUGGAAUAGCUGCUGCUUUCUUAGUAUGUGACGUCAAAACCGGUACGUUCUAAUUUGUUCCGAACUUUGUACUACCAAAGAGGACUGCAUGCGCUAUUUUGCCGAAUUGAUAAACAAGUCUCGUCAGUACACCUUGGGAGCAUUUGAUCCUCGUUUCAAAAUAACAGAAUAUCUCCGCGAGGGUCUUGAACGGCUUCUCCCCGCUGAUGCCCACACUUUAUGCUCUGGCCGUCUUUAUAUUUCAAUGACGCGACAAAGUUCUCGUGAGAAUGUGGUAGUCAGUCAAUUCAAAGACAGAGAUGAACUGAUACAAGUUAGCGAUUUUGUUAAUUAUAACCACUUCCAGGUUAUUCUAUGCUCGUCGUUCAUCCCUAUAUUUGGCGGUUUUGUUCCUCCAAUGUUUCACGGCGAUGUAAGUUAUGAAUAAUUCGCUAACCAUUCUGUAGUAUUUCGUGGACGGAGCCCUCUCCGACAACCUUCCCAACCUUGACAAAAAUACAAUCACCGUUAGCCCCUUUUGUGGCGACGCAGACAUUUGCCCGCGGGACGAUAUGUGGGAUUCCAAGGAGCUGGCGACGGUGGCCGGACACAUUUUUCUUUCACAAACGAGUAUUAUUCUAAACUGGAUGAAUGCAAAGCGCAUUGUCAAUAUAGUUAGACCUUUGAGCCCUAAAAUGCAAGCAGAACUGGCAGUGGGUGGUUACGAUGAUGCACUGAGAUUUCUUCUAACCAGGGGUUCGUCUGAAUUUCCUCUCUGCGAACGUAUAUGAUUCACUUGAUACGAUCUACCCGUUCUGUUGUUUUUUUAUACUGUGGCAUCGUAAACACUGAAGACUACCAUCAUCUCAAAGGUUGUGCGAGAGUUUCCACAUCAGUUGGACUAAUUAAUUGGGACUUAAGCAACGUCUUUUUCAGCAUUUUUUUUCGUCUUCCCUGUCCCAUCGGCUCGAUAAAGAACGACCUAAGAGUCGUCUUAACUGAAAAUUUAUCUGCUCUUACCUCAUUUUGAUGCCUUUGUCAUGAAAUCAGGGUACCAUUUUUCACUCCCUAUCAAGCUAGUUUGCAGGCGCUCAAAAUUGUCCUCGUUUAUAGUCCGCUUUCGGUUACCUAAAGGAGAACAGGCGUUUAUGGUAAGCAAUGUCGAACCGACGGAAGAAGAUAGUAGUGGUCGUUAUCGGUUUUUGCAUUGUUCCAGUCGCUUUUUGGCGUCAUCUCUCAGCUUACAAAUAAUAAUUAUAAUAAAUAUAAUUAUAAUUAUCACUUUAGGGCACACUUCCCACUUCAUGUUCUGUGAAUGAUAAGCAAGGCUUCACCAGGCAGACUAUCUGACCUCUCCGUCAUUUCCAUUAAGGCUUUGGCCUUGAAUCCAUGGCACCACUAGUUAACUCAUGGGUCUGGCGACGAAUCUGUUCAGGUUGCUUUUACAACCUUUGUUGGACGAUACGGUACCCCUUUGCGAAGUUUCGCCAUGUCACUGAACGCCAUAAAGAGCCUGGACAACAAAUUCUAUGGUGGUACGCUGUGCUCGAACUACCUGUAACGGUCCAAGCGGGCUUGUGACGGCCGAAAUAGAAUAAGUUUUUAUCCUAGACCGCCGUGUAUAUUUUCCAGACCUUAUUUUCACCUCAGUAUGGAAUAAAAACCGUCUUCGUUGAUUUUUAACUGUAAAUAAGCGGAUAACUGUCAGGUGAAGCGGGUUUCAGUUCGGUCGGGAUUGCAUUUCGAGGAUUCUUUGAUUUUUGUGGUGUUCAUGAGGGCAUCAAGUUAUUUGAUCAUGUCUUACCUGAGCCUACGUUCUGUAAGCCUUUAUGAAUUUACGGUAGUUUGACGCUGCUUUCAACAUAGUCGAUGUCUGAGUUCUGAUGUUAUUUCUACAACGUCAGAGGCCAUAUAAUCACUUUGUAGAAGCAGAGUCCCAAUGUUGACACCAAAUUUGCGUAUUUCUGCAAGUAUGCUGUUCUCCAUGGUUGCCUUGUAGGCUGAACAAGUACUUUUGUCUCCGAAAGAAGGGCCACAUGACACCGCACAGGCUAGUGGAAGACAAAUAUGUGCCUCUGAAGUUGGGUAGUGGCGCAGGCUCUUCAGUUUUUCAGCUAUUGUGGAUCCGCCUCAUAAAUCCAGUGAUUUUUCCGUCUUCAUCCAUCGGGAACGUGGGCUGCGUACAUUUACCGUCGCACCAACGUUAGAUUUCGGCUUCAACGUGCGACCAGAUUUAUUUUUUCAGGACCCUAGCUGUGCUGGGCUGUUUUUGAUUAUUUUGAAGCAUCUGACUUGGAGCAAGUGAUGCGGGUUCAGCCUUUGAAUGUGUAUGAACGGGAACGGAAUCUAGAGCGGAGGCGUUGUCGAUUUCUACGCCACUUAUCUAGCCAUAGUUUUUUUAUCCUACUGAAUUGUGCUGUAAUAUUAUCUUGGUGGAUCUGACUAAUUUUUGUUGUGCUGCCUGUCCUAACUUUUAUCUGCCUACCUUCUUUGCUACUACCAAGGUUUUGUAGCCUGCCCCAUGCAUCGGAUGCCUCGUGCAUUUGGCGGACGCUUGCGCCAAAGCCACUCCUCUACUAGACUUUCGGCGGUGCGUCGCACUAAGAAGCGUCGAGAUAUUUCAGUCGACCUCUAUGAGCACGAUUCCGAUCAGAUCAAGCUUAACCCUGAUGAGGAGGACGCCUCUCCUGAUUCUCAGGUCCUUCCCAAAGAAAAAUCUACCUCAACCCUUACUAAAAGCGCCUCUCGUGACCUUCUCUGCCAGUUGACUGACCCAUUACAGACUGUCUUCUACAAAACAACCUUCGGCAGCCGCACUCUCGCUGUUCCACAAUGUCUUUCCUGUCGAUCAGCUAUGUUAACUUCCUACGUAUCAAGCCUUCCGAACACCAUUUAUAAUAUACUCGCUGGUUCCACAGAUAUUGGGGACGCAUCCAGUGCCAACAACCCUCAACCCCAUAAUCCUGCUCUCUUCUCGCGCCUCCUUGAUACGGUUAGGUCUUGUAUUUUGGACUCCGUUUCGCCGUAUCCUGUUUCCUAUGCGCUGAUAUGCUUUCUGCGGCUGCUCAUGUCCUCGGCAGUAUUCCAGGUUUCUGUGGUCCAUUCCGUCACUUCUACGUAAGUUGAAACACUGUUUUUCCGAAAUGCAUUUAAAUAAUGCAAAGAUGGUGAAAUAUGCAGAAUUUAAUGGUCGUAAAAUUACCUGACCUCUAUUUCAAUCGCUCACGGUCAACACAGAUUUACAAAAUCAACUGUUCAUUAGAAAAACAGCCUACGACGAUCAAAAGGUAGAUUCAACAGUUGCGCUCAAAGUUCUGCUUCAAGCGAUAAAUGGUCUUCCACGUUGUUCAGAAGCCGCACCACUACGGAAGACAAAAGCAGAACUGUAUAGGUAAUUGGAUUACAUGAUACACCGCGGACUGUCAUGGCAAGAGUUGGUUAGAGAAGUAACUCUGUCUUCUAUCCCACCACCUCACCUUUACGACUGACUAUUGCCACACGCUGUGCAGCCUUAAUCACGUUUGAUGAGGUUUCGCCGUAACCAAAACUAGUUCACCUAUACACAUUUUUUCCUCACCAUGCUUGCCCACGUCCGACCACCAUUUUCUGCCGUUAUUUUGACUAUCCCGUUUGAUCUAUGCGAGCUAUUUUCUUACUAAAACGUUUGUUUUGUGAGUAUUCGAUGUCUUAACAGUUUAGCGAGAGGUCAUUAAAUUUUAUGACAUCGUUAAAUCCUGCAUCUUUCACUGUCUUUCUCUUAUUCAGCUUCUGCGUAAGUUUUCCUGCGGACGCCUUGUCCGCACAUUGCGAAUAUCCGGUCUACAUUCGUCUCAUAUCAUGUAUUUCUCAGAUUAACGAAAACCUUUUCUUAAUAUUUUCCCAAGUAACGACAUCGGAAUGGACUCGCUCAUCUUUUCAGCUUCACAGAGCAAACAGACACUGUAGACUUUUAUAGGUCAUGAGAUAACAUUCUUAUUCUUCCAUUUCUGCUAUUUCCAUUUGUCUUGAUAAUAAGUUAACCUUCCCCCAAUGGCAUCAUUUUAUGGUCGAUGUCAAGAGAUUUCAGUGUCCAGUGCCCACUCCGGUCUCAGUCGCCAAUCCACCAGAUUGUUCGUUCAGCAGCUGACCAUGUGUAGUAGCCGCCCCCACUCACUCACUCCGUCCUGCGUCCUGUAUGGAUCCAAACUAUUCUUGGCUUUCCCCUUGUAGAAAUGACCUUCGCCUUUUGCAUUCAUUCGAAGUUUAUACCUUUGUCAGUGUGUCCCAGUCCAAUCAGUAUUUCAUUUCUGUCAGUAAGACAGGUCAACUUUCUAGCACACUUUUAAUGGGCCAGUUUGGGCUCCAACAUACAUAUGCACUUAAUCGCAUUCCUCGUGGUUUAACGGGCCUCAGUGUCAGCAUUACUGUAAAAUAACGUUGUCUUCUUCUGUCGUCAUACGGACUUCUAACAGUCGUCCUGUCAACGUUUCAGUCCCGAACGCCGGCUCUCGGGUACAGCAAAAUCAUCACUUCUAGCCUUACCAGUUCCUUACUUUUCUGGUUUUAAACGGUGUUGAGACCUAGAUCCUGACAAGUCCUUUUCCAAAUUGCCUCAUGGUAAUGUCCUGUCGGACCGGCGAGACGCGCAGUCAAGCCUACUAAUAUCCUAACAUUUCACUAAGUCAGCACCAGAACAUCCUUUAUCAGCGACUAACUCGCAGACCGGAUUCAUGGACUCAUCAAAGGUACCAAUUCUUAAUUGCCCAGCGUUUCUCCCGGUCAUCAGCACAGUCGAGUACAUAGACCGUGGUCGCUUAUACCCGUAUGUUGGUCUUCUUGUUGGACAUCUUAGCAAGACCACAAGCGUUUCCCGGAGAUGACAAAACACCAUGCGGGUUGCUUGCGUUGCCAUAUUUUCUACUGACAUCUCCCCUUCAGUAGCCGGAUCAGCGCCCCAGCUUUAGAGAGCAAAGCUCUUUCGGACGCUUAGUGGUGGUAAAAGCUGUUCAUCUAUUCCAGGAAUUCCCGAUUGCUUGAAGGGAGAUGCGUUCACGAGCGUGUGGUCGGAGUUAUGCCCUGCCUGUUUCGUCUCCCCACAGUGAUCGCUAGUCCAGAACUCCACUUGUUGAGAGCUGGCUUACAAUAAUGCAGCCAGAUUAUGCGUGGCCGCUUGGCCCUCCGAGUGCAAAUUCGACAGGCGUUUUGUGAGGUGCCGAAAGCAAUGAUCUGCCUUAACCAGCCUACUUUCCUGUGUAGAACCAUGAGGUUAGUAUCGAUGUCAUGCGUAGUAUAUAAAGCAAAAGCAUGGAAGACACGACGGAGCUCUGGGUCGACUUUUAUGAUCCAUGCAUUGGAAUAUCCUACUACUCUUUUGGUUUUGUUAGGGAAAAAAUAGAGCUUUACUUUAAAGAAGCCGUUUUCAAAGCCCUCCUUUUCAUCUUAGUCCGCUAUGAGUGUCAGAGCGUACGGAUACACAGGCCUGAAGGUGUCGUUCUAGUAGACAGCAAUCAAGCUAACUCUGAACUCCCCUUCUAAAUUAACGUGGAUUCAGAGAUCUAUGCAGAGCAUCCUGAGAUUGCAACUGUGCCGUUUCGGCCAAACCUCGGUCUUCUGCUAGUUCACUCAUCGUAAUAGGUGGGAACCACCUCGAUUUUCGAGAAAUAGUAAUAGCUUGCACGUGAUCCGGAUCAUAGUGAUAAAGACUUGUACAUUGUCGACUCCAUACAUCCAUCUUGCUCCAGUAUGAAACAGAAUCGAGAUGUGUGGAUGUAGAUGUGCGCACAGCGAUUGACUAGGUCUUUGUCCACCUUCUCAGCCCGUUUGCGUGCCACGCUCUGCUGGGCCCUCACAUCACAGCAGCCAGACUUCACUAACUCAGAGCGUAAGUUGCCGUAGGAUCAUAUUAGACACGAGCCGUCGCAGCGUAGCUCUCAAUCCUGACCGAGUUAUCCCUUCGCUCGCUUUUAGUGCGCUAGGAUAGCCUAAAGGCGCGCCAGACUUCGUAUGAGGAGACGUAGACCACCCGGCGUCGACUCCCCUCUUUGACUGCGUCCGGGUGGCGAGAAUGGGCCAAGCUCAAUCGAAAUGAGUUCAGGUUAUGUGGAUGACGCGUCAAAACUCCCCGUUUCUAGGUGCCAUAAAUGUGUUUGCCUCCCGUUUAGGUCUGAAAGAAUAGCACCCUUUCAUUCUGCUGGGAAUGGCUGCUAAUAGUUUGAGCUGGUCCCUUUAGGCCCUCCAAUCUUUAAAGUGAUCGCGAAACUUCUGCUCUUGGGGCUAGAGACCACUAACCCGUCCCCUUUGCCUCCGUGUGUUACCGAAACAUUUCUAAUCACGAAGAGAACUUUCUCUAAAAAUGUCGCGACACUAAUCUUCUUUUCAUUACCACAGUCCCUAAUCUUAGAACAGUCAACAGAAGCGCCGCCUGACAUUCGCGUUAGAAGUUAACGAAAUGUAUGUAAAUGGAUCACGAAUAAGGCCCUUAUCCUCAUCUCCAGUGUGGACCUCUUUUCGCCGUACGUAAAGGCCAUGUGCUUCGCACAGGAUCACAUAAUAAAGUACUCUGUGGACAUAAACUAAGAAGGAUCGAUACUUGUGUGAUUUAUUUUGAAUAAUGACGUGUCCCCACUGCACUUCACUGAGGGCGAAGUGAUGUUGACAAUCAUACAUCUGGGGAUGUGGCAUGCCUUACCAUACAAAACUGCUGCUAAAGCCGCAGAGCACAUAACUCGCGACUAACCUGACUUCACGUUGACCGAAGGCCAAAAUCUCUGGUCGAUUCGGGCAUGCUACAGACCGGUUAAGCCCUGCUUUGGUGUCUGGUUUUAGCUGCUGAAUUUGGACGGUAAUUGUUCUUCAAGCUCUACGAAUCCAAUGCGGCAGCCGCUUGACUACAAACUUGCAUUCCGACAGGAUGGGUACCUAUCUCUUAUGGCAACCCUAGCCUACAGUUAACUCAGCUCCUUGGCUUUGCGAUAACGAGGAUAUUUGGACGGACUAGAAACAAGGCCGUGUAAUCGCAAAUCGAGGUCAGGAACGCAGGGCGACUCCGAGUUUGGUCACAUGUUACAUGUAUGGUUCCUUUGCUGGUUUUUCGAUAUGCGCCGGAGCCGGCCUGAUAUACCUUCAGAUGGAAAAGAUAGUUUGGGUAAGGUUGAGAAGCCGGCUAGCAUAAAGCAUCGUCUCAGACCCAUUCAUACACAGUAGCAUGCUAACCUCCGACUUGAGUAUAUUUUCAGCCAUUCGUGUCAGACGCACUCAUAUCCCCACUCCAGUAAUAACUUGGACGGGGGUUUCGUGCAGAUUAUGUUUGGAAGUCCGCCUUAAGUGACCCCCUCUUUAAAGGCACAUCAAAAUUUCGGCCAGUUUUUCAUCGCAUUUAGGUUGUCUAUUUCAUUUCUAAAGCUGCGGUGAAAUGCGGGUCAUCCAACAAAACUUGUGUCUGCCUUCUCAGUGCUCACAUCUCCCUUUUCCUAGUCACAGAGUUUUCGCCUCUUGCUUGUGCUCUAGUCAACGUUAGAUGAGAAGGGCUGCCAUUGUUCUCCUUGACAGAUUACCCGAACGGACCUUAUCCAUUGCCUGCACCUAUGUUUUCUGCCCUCGCAUAUAUUAUUAGUCAUCGGUAAUACGUAUCAGUUAGGUACGUUUGGUUCCUCCGUCCUCUGGAGCUCACGGCGCUUUUGAAUCACAUUUUGCAUUUUGCGAGGGAGGUGGGUCAGCCUAAUUUGUGGAUAGUUCGCUGAAUUCCUUUGGACUGCCUUUUUUGCAAAUCUACACAAUGACCUCGGCGCUUCCAGUUAAGUCGCUUCUCGUGUGUGUGUGUUCUGCAGAGGUGCACCAUGCACUUAGUCGCGUGCCUGAUUGUACUGUGUACUAGGUGUAUUCGCACUUGAUUACCUGCCCACUCGAAAGCCAGUGCACAUUCUCCUCGUACGUUCUACACAUAAGGGCUCAGAUACCCGUUUUCCCCCUCGCCGUAUGGUCCCUGCAUUAAUUCCUUCAGUAGCUCUAGGUAUUCCGCCUACGCAGUUUUAUGAAUGUCGUCUCCCCUGACUUUGAAGGCUUUUUGCUCUAUUAUGUUUGGCUGCAGAGUUACCCACAUUUCGCUGCUCUGAGAUCCUGCUUACUUUCGCUUUUGACAGCCUGCAUCCUGUUGCAUUGGGCGACCGUAGGUCCCCCAUCUACAGUUUCGGCGGUUAGCACGCCAUCUGCGCAGGCCAUAGAUCAAGGCCUAGAUCCACUCUCACGCCCAGACGUGUUUUCGGUUAGGCAUCUAAGUGUAGUAAGCCGUAUCUUCGUCAUCCGGAUCUGGUAUGGACCGAAUGACUCCGUGCAAUUUGGCCUUUUAGAUUGAGCCGUCUUAGUCUGCGAACCAAAAAGGUGUGGGCAACUCCUUGUGGGGAGCCCGGCUUGGUUGGGUCUCGUCUUCCAGUCACGCACACACGCACGUGACAGGUUGAGUGCAGAUGAGAGGUGAACUGUCGGGUGUGCGGACGAGGACAUGGUCUUACUAGUGACUCUUACCACUUUCAGCACCACGUAGCGAUCUGCUAUCGUUAAUCCAACUUCAGGCUGAAAUGUAGCCGGCUCGACUGACCGUACGGCCAUUGCUUGGAUAGCGGGUCAGCAUACGUCUGCGGCGAUGUCAGAAGCAUGUGUCGGGGACAAAUAGUCAUCCCUCGCCAGAAGAUUUUAGCAUUCUCUCUCCAGAACCUAGUCAAACACGGCCAAUAAGGCUACUUUUUGAAGAGUCGCUGGAUUUAGUUCGACCAUUCCCGCCAUUGGCAGCAGUCAGCUGGUCUCGGCGUACGCUCACCCCUUGGUCUUCUAAUAGAUUCUGCACCUAGUUCAGAGGCGUCGACGAAAUCAGACAUAGGCGGUAUCUGGCUGACCUGAUUCUUGACUUCAUUUCUGGCCUGCUUUUUUAUCAGGAAAUUUUGCCCAAAUUAAUGGAAAUUUUGCGCUUGCUUGGAGACACGUUAAGUAAUGGUGGCAUGCCUAAAAAGCUGGUCAACAGUGUCCAAGGUUACUGUCGGUUGAUUCAGGUCCUGGUCUGUCCACACGAUUGCGCAGCCUUUCGAGUGAACUCACCCUGCAAAGAUGCCGGAUUUUCUCGUCGAUGUUUGCUAUGUAGCCGCUUGGCUACUUGAUAGAGCGCUUCGAAUUUUAUCCGCUAGAGCCAUCGCCUGGCUUCUCGUUUCCUUAUCCUAGUUGCGCACAUUACUGAGCCCUUGUUCUCAACUACACCAGAUCUGGUAAACGACUCCUACCGUGGCAGUGAGUCUUUCGUCCUCGCAACUCGGCCCCUUUUGUCCUUUGCAUCACAAAUUCCAAGGGCUGUGGGAAGGCGGCCAACGGCUUCCGAAACGUUUUUCACGUACAGGUGAACUCACCAAAAUUCGGGGGCAGUUGGAUUAGUUCUUGUCUCGUUUGCACAUGCACCGAUUGACAAAGCCGGCGCGUAACUAUUCGCCAAAGCGCCCAUCGAAGACAUUGUAAUCCAGCGACCUUGUCUUCCGGUCCACUGCAAUGGGCCUGAAUACCGCCGGUAUAGCAUCCUUACGCUACAACGUUUGCAAGCGAAAGUUACUCAUGCCCAACCACUGCCGUAUUGGGAGAAUUCCGCAAACUCGACAAUCUACUUUAACAGCCACAACCUAAAAAUAUUCCGGUUAGAUCGCAGUUGGUAGCCAGGAAUGGGGAGCGGACGGCGACGUUAACCCUAACCUCAACCUUAAACGUUAACCGUUAACCUUAACGGCAGCCCUAACCCUAACCGAAAUCGUAAACGCAACCGUAGCCCCUAGACAUAGCCGUAGCUGGAAAACCUAACCGUAAUACUGAAACCUAAUCGUACAUUCAAACCAUAACAGUGACCCGAAAACCAAGGCCUAAAGGCAUAACCCUAACCUGAAAAUCGGGAACCAUUAACCGUUACCCUAAUUCUAACCUCAGACGUAAAACGGAAACCAAAUGGGUCAGAUGUGAUUAUGGAACCCCACAAAAUAGCCCCAGUAAACGGUAAUACGGGGCUUGGCUACCAACUGCGAUCUAACCAAAAUUCCUUGGGUUUUACGUGAAUAGGGAUUCAAUCUUCUCUAACAGGUUUUACGAUAAAUAACUCCACGCAACCAGUACCGCCGCUCUGAAUCAUCAACGACACGGUGUAGAACGACGGUAUCGAUGCGAUCACCUGAGCAUUGCUUGAAUUUUGACUCAGCAUCUUGGGAACACUGAAUUUACUGCUCAAUACUGCAGGCAGUGCCGGUUUACAUAUCGCUCUAGACGUGACCGCAGAUCGCCAAGCAAUUCAGAGGCUCCUUCAAGUGUCCAUCAGCCGUUUUUAUUAGUGUCGUACCCGUACUUUGGUCUACCCUCCUGUACCGUACACCAGUAUAUGUAUUUGUCAUGCCUCCUCUCUCGAACCUUCAUUUGUAUCCAGCACGUCUUGCCUUCUGUCUCCCGUGGUGUCAAGCCGGUGUUGGGACCUUUUAUCCACAUAGUCGGUCUCGUGAUUUUCGUGUCGUCGAAUGACAUUUUGCACUACGGGUCAGGAUCUACUUUGUGAAGUUUCAUCCUUUCCGAAGUAUGGUGCAGAUGAAGGCGCAUUAUUGUUAUCUUUUUUAUGCAUCCUCAUGCGACCUCUCCCUAAUUUUUACGCCCCAAUUCAUUAAAGCUUCGGCACCACUUGGUCGCGCUAAUAUAUUUUUUCGCAUACAGUUUUCUCAACAAAGCAAUCACUGCCGCCAAACCCGGGCUAACACCAUCACUGCUUCAUAAGCCUCGUACACCGUGUUGGUCACUUGUCUAGAGCCGAGCACUUAUGCUCUUCUAUAUUUCAUUAUAUGCAUUCGCGCGGCAUAAUUAAAUUCCCAAUUGUCAGGCCGAGCACCAGAUCGUCAAUUUUUUCACCUUGGGGUUUUCUAAUACUUGUUGCCCUGUGCUUUCUAGAUACCUAUAAUGCCAUUGGGUGGCUAGAGGAGCAUCAUUUUGACAGAAAGAUUUUUAUUGCUGAGGACGGCCUGAUUUUACUUCAUAGCUCUACAUUUCCUAUGUACUAUUGUUCUACAGGACUCAUUCCCCUGUGUGCCAGCAGAUCUACCUUGUCUGAGGCUUCCGACAUCUUGUAUAUGAUACCCUCUCGAGACGCAUUCCUUUAAUACCUGUCAACAGACUUGAUGAGGAGUGACCACCAGUUGCUGUCAGUAAUUUUCAUAUUCACCUCCGUUGCCUUUCUAGAUGUCUCAGUCUUCUUCGAAGCUUACCAGCCACCUCCUUACAAGUACUCAAACCACUUUUGGACCGCCUCGAGAACUUUUCCAGCCUCCUUGUGUCUAUUGUGGAAAGGGGGAAUGAGCGAAGCUCUGACUUUGCCAGUCUUCUUCGUUCCAACCAGAGUCUGGCAAUUUCCUUCAGCUGCCUCUCCUCUAUGCUCAUGUCUGACUUCUCCCAGCUCCUAGCCUUUGAGGGGCCAAACCCCUCCGCAUCACAGCGCACGGCGCCAUCGCAGCCUUCGACUGUUUCGCCACCGCACAACCCCCCUCUGAUUACCUCCGUGAGCAUGGGCGUCUGCCCCGCCGUCCUCUCACCGCCUGCGCCUCUCCAGCAACGGCACGACGGCUUUUUCGGCACCCAAAUGCCAAUCGAAACCGAGGUCGGAGGUCUUUUAUGGAUGUUCUGA